Molecule: messenger RNA, 3667 nt
Organism: Notodromas monacha
Lineage: Eukaryota; Metazoa; Arthropoda; Ostracoda; Podocopida; Cyprididae
Source: the annotation of a GenBank genome assembly
GGGAGAUGAAUUUUGGGAAGUUGAUGAAGGUUCAAUUCAAAUACUUCUAAUUUAAGAAUUAGGCUCCAGUUUUUUUCUGGAAGAGCUCAUUUAUUAUUGCCAGCACAAAAUUAUCCAAAUGGAGUCAAUGGUGGAUCAGCAGAGAAAGACCCAUGAAAGUUUGAUUUUCAAGGCCAAAUUAGCUGACCAGGCAGAGCGAUUCAAUGAAACUGUUGAAUACAUGAAGCAGGCUGUUUUGAAUGGACUUGAGCUGUCAGUUGAUGAACGCAAUUUGUUGUCCAUUGGAUACAAGAAUGUGGUGGGGGCUAAGAGAUCUGCUUGGAGAGUCAUUGUUUCUUUAGAACAAAGAGAAGCAGCUUCAGGAUCAGCAGAUAAGGUGUUCUACUCAAAAAUGAAAGGGGAUUACUACAGAUAUCUGGCUGAAAUUUCCAGUGAAGAAGAGCGGAAAGUUGCUGGAAUCAAUGCCAAGAACUCUUAUGAAGAAGCAAAGGCACUUGCUGUUAAGUGUCUGGCACCAGUCCAUCCAAUCCGCUUGGGACUUGCACUGAAUUAUUCUGUAUAUUACUGUGAAAUACUCAAUGAUCCUGGCCAGGCUUGCAAAAUUGCAAAGGAUGCAUUUGAUGAGGCAUUGGCAGAAUUGGAUGACUUGGGAGAGGAGUCCUACAAGGACACAACCCUGAUCAUGCAAUUAUUGAGAGAUAACCUAACCCUGUGGAACACUGAGAGCAAUAUAACCCAUGAGAAUGAAGACUUGAAAGUUGCUGAUGCUUCAAAGGAUGAAGACAAAGUUCUCCAGGCAGGUGCUGAUGAAGAAACUUCUCCAAAGAAGGAUGGGAAGCAUACUCCUAAGAAAACAGCAAAGAAGGUUGACCAAGACAAUGAACAAUUUAGGGAAUCAAAUGAACAUUUGAUUGAGGAACUUGUGGAGAGUUUAGAAAAUGACAGAAAAUCCCAGCUUGAUAGUCCACCCAAGGAGGGACGUCAUACUCCAGAAGAGCAUGUUUAUGACCAUAAGGAAUCAAUUGAUGUAGAAAGUAGAUUGUCUAAUCAAAAUCCAGUGGUGAAUGAACUUGUAUCUCCUCCUGCCAAUGAGUUGAACGCUAGUCAUAAAAAGCUUAAAAAUCCACAAAGCUCAAGUCCAAACCCAACUAGGAAAUUGUCCAAAAAGAGGCCCAGUGGGGAAGGGAUUCCUGAUAUGAGGACCCCCUCUGAGUCCAUGGCUAGUUUUCAUUCCACACCACCCAGAGAUAUCACACCCAAUGCCAUCAUCUCACCCACAGUGGGAGGUAUUCAUAAUCCUUCACAUUUUGUGUCUGGGAAUAAGCCAGAAACUUCAAAGGAUGAGCAAUUGAAACCAGCAGAGACUUCAGCCAGUGAACAUAGUGCUCAAGGUUCAUUUUCAGAACACAACCAAGAUCCUGCUGGUUCUGACCAGCCAAAUAGAGAAAAGAUUAGGCAGCCAACUCCUGAAGCUUCAAGGGCUGAGGACCUGGAGGCUGCAUCUAAAACAUUGGCUGAUGAUGUUCUACAAACUAUCUAUAAUGGAGCUGCGCAAUUGGUCUCUGUGGCCAGAAAAACUACAUCCCAAAUAAUUCCUUCUUCUGAUGGUGCUACUGGAGCACAAAUUCCCAAUGAUGUCACAGUGAAAAUGCAGAGGAAGGGGAAAACUAUGGGAGAAAGCUUCGCGGAAAAUCCUGCAUUGAUUAGAGGUGCAUCUGACCAGAUUGGCCCUGAAACUACUCACCUCAUAAGGUCUGAAAAGAAUGCAGUACUGCUCAACCCCAAAAGGGCUGGAGAAGCAGCAAUCAAAGAAAACUUACCAGCACACCAAGAGGUGGAUAAAGUUUCCAGAGGGUCAAAAGGCAGUGCUCAAGAUAAAGUUGAAGUUGUGCACUUCCUCCGAGCUACAAGAACCAAAAGUCAGGAUUCUGUGAAUAAAUCCAACGUUCAACCAGUCCACAGCAUGAAGAACCUCAAGAAAAAAUCCAGCUUUCACAAGAGAGCGGGUGAAGACCCAAAAUUUAAUGCUGACAAAUCCACUGCUGCCAACUUAAAUGUGAAGCCUGACCUGAAACAUGUUGUCACUGACAAACUGCACCAGGCUUCAGACUUGGGCCACAAAGCAAUGGACUCAGCCAAGCACACUGCUGAAGUUAUUCAGGACAAAGCUGAAGCUGUUGGUCACACAGUUGUCUCUAAAGUCUCUGCUGCAAAAAGGAUAUCCAAGGAUGCCAUUCAGCACAUUGGAAAAAGGUCAGCAGCAGACACUGAGGAAGAUGUGGAUCUGGAAAGAAAAUUUUCUGGGGCUGAAUACAGAAAACACCCUACAAAGCUGAACACUAAAGCAGCAAAACUAUCUCACACAAAUGUCAUCAGACUUCCUUCAUCAUCUUCAAAGAAAGAACUGCAGCAGUCAAAGAAGUCUUCCACAACAAAGGUUACCAUCAUAAAGAAAGCCUCAAAAUCAAAAGAAUCACUGAGUGAAAGAACCCUGAAGAACAAGGUUACAAAGAAGGAGUCAGACACUAGAGACAAAAGCCUGAAGGAUAAGGUUAUCAAAAAAGUAACAGAAACUGCUUUGGCAGCCAACAAGAAGGCCUCCACUGCUACAGCACAGAUUGUUGAGAAAGCUGAGGCUGUGGCUCAAGAUGCCAAAGAGCAAAUUGCUGAGACUGCAGAUGCUGCAUCAAGGGCAGCUUUGAAUACAACAGAGCAGGUGGCUGAAAAGACUGGAAACCUGGUAGCUGAAGCCAAGGGCCAAAUCAGCACUACCACUGCCAAAAUUAGCAGAAGAGCUAGUGAUGCUAAGGAGGCUGUGGCAGGAAAAGCUGAGGAACUUUCUACUGGAGCCCAAAUCAUUGCAAUUGCAGCCAAGGAGAAGGCAUUGGAGGCUAAGGAGAAAGUCCUUGACAAGAUUCAAGGAGCUCAACAAGAAUCAAACUCAAGUAAUUUUAUUGCUGACCAGAACCCAGGUAUACUCUCUGAAAGCUUCAAAGAAUCCUUGAUGAACACAAAUGAAGAAGAAAUUCCAGGGCAUGCUGUGAACGUCAUCAUGGGGCCUGAUCAUGUUGACGACAUCAAAGUUGCAACUGUUGCAGUCCCAUCAAAGCCACCCUCGCCCAUUGUUCAGACCCGUCUUUCUGCCUUAUCCAGUCGUGAAAUUUUCACAGAGCCCGCAGUAAGCGACUCAAUCCCUUCAAAGAUUUCCAGGAGAGCCAGUGACCUUGGCAUGGAGGCAGCGAAAAUUGCUGGGAGGGUAGUUGGCAGACUUUCCGAUGCUAAAGAGAGUAUUGUUGGACUGGUGCAUAAAACGCUGGGCACUGACAGAGAUUCUGCUCCUACUGUAUCAUCUUCACCUUCUAGUGCACCAACAAAAGCAAUCGCUUCCAAUUCUCACGAACAUCAGCAGAAAGAAAACGAAGGGAGUAAAAAUAAUCAACAUGAUUCGUCCCGCCGGGCUUCGACGAAAAACGAGCUCCAGCCUUCUGAUCCGUCCGGUCACAACGUUGAAGUGGAAUCUGAUCCUUCGAGGAUCAGCACAUCUUCAAGCAAUUAAGCCUUGAGUCACCUCGCACUUAUUCAAGGGAUCCAUUUAACUCUGUUGAAGCACAUGGUAAUGGUUUAUUACCAUGCCUGACCGAAUAAAUUUGAUUAUUUUUUCGAGACA